AUGCAGUUCAUCAGAGGAAUUAAGGAUGCUGAUGUUAGAGCAAGGAUACUACAAGAAAAAACAACUAAAUCAUUUUAUGACGUUGUUAAAUUGGCAACAGCAAUGGAACUAUCCAAAGAUGAAAGUUCUCUGGUCAAAACAUCAACAGAUUUUACAAACAAUACUGUUCACAAGAUUGGAAACAAAAAAUCGAACUAUAUACCUAAGAAAGCUCAGCCUUCACCCUUUGACAAAUUGAGAGGAAGAUGCUACCGCUGCGGCUCACGGGACCAUAGAGCCAACAACUGCAAGUUUGCUUCUGAAACGUGUCACAAAUGCACAAAACAGGGUCACAUAGCCAGUGUCUGUAUGCAAGCAAAGGAAACAAAAGUUCAUCAGACUGAAGAAGAUGGAAACUAUAGUUGUCAAGAAGAAACACAUGAAAUUUACAAAUUGAACAAUAGCAGUAGUGAUAAAAUACUUAUUGAUAUUUUGCUAGAGGGGAAUCCAGUCCAGAUGGAGCUGGAUACAGGUUCAGCCAUCAGCACGUUACCAUAUAAUAUGUUCAAGAAACUUAAUACGAAUAGAAGACUUUUUAAUACACAGCUACGACUUAAAACAUAUACAGGAGAAUUAUUCAAGCCCAAAGGUGUUGUGUUUGUUCAAUGUUCAUACAAAAGCCAGAGUUUUACGGGUAAACUCUAUAUUGUAGACGGUCACUCGGAUCCUAUUUUUGGUCGAGACUGGCUACGGGAAGUAGAGUUGGACUGGAAAGAAGUAAAAGCAAUCAAACAAGAAACUGGAGGACGUUUAGAUGAACUUCUAAACAAAUACACGGAUGUUUUCGAGCCAGAUAUAGGAAAAAUACCUGAUCAACUAUGCCACUUACAACUGACACCUGAAGCUCGACCAAUAUUUAUGAAAGCAAGGCCAAUACCUUAUUCCUUGAAACAAAAGGUAAAAGAGGAACUAGAGCGCUUAGAAACUGCAGGAAUAAUAACAAAGACGGACAAUUCUGAAUGGGGAACACCCAUAGUACAAGAAAUGAAACCCAAUGGUGAAAUUAGAAUAUGUGCCGAUUAUAAGGUUACGGUGAACAGACAAAUUCAAGACGAACACUAUCCAAUUCCGAGAAUUGAAGAUAUUUUCGCAAAUAUGAGCGGUGGCAAGAUUUUCUGUACUCUGGACUUAAAGAAGGCUUACUUACACCUACAAAUGGAUGAAGCAAGUGCUGACAUCCAAACCCUUAGUACACAUAAGGGACAGUUCAGAGUUAAUCGACUCAUGUUCGGAGUUAAAGUAGCUCCUGGAAUUUGGCAAAGAAUCAUGGACAAGGUCUUAUCGGGUAUAGAAGGCACUCAAUGCUUCUUCGAUGACAUAAUCAUCCAAGGAAAAUCAGAAGAAGAGUUGCUCACUCGGUUGGAAAUGGUACUUCAAAGAAUAAAAAUGAAUGGACUAAGGUUAAAUAGAGAUAAAUGCAAGUUUCUACACAAACAAAUUGAGUACUUAGGUCACACUAUAGAUGCCCACGGAAUCCACAAAUCAGAAGAUAAAGUUAAGGCUAUCAGACAAGCAAGAAGACCCCAGAAUGUUAGUGAACUGCGAACCUUCUUAGGUCUUGUCAACUAUUAUAACAGAUUUAUCGAGAACCUGGCAAACGAUUCUCAAUCCGUUACAUGGACUACUAAAAAAGGAGAAGAAAUACAAGUGGACAGAUCAAUGUGA
Messenger RNA from Macrosteles quadrilineatus (aster leafhopper), 1704 nucleotides. RefSeq lists its product as uncharacterized. Gene Ontology annotation, molecular function: nucleic acid binding; zinc ion binding. The transcript has a single exon. The coding region runs from base 1 to 1704 and encodes 567 amino acids. Lineage: Eukaryota; Metazoa; Arthropoda; Insecta; Hemiptera; Cicadellidae. The record is from RefSeq and is a predicted model, not a curated record.